UUUUUUUAAUUGUUUUGCUAGACCAGAAUAAAUAAGAUAAUCCUGGCUGGUUUCGUGGCUGGUUUGUUUGAAGAUGUUUGAGAAGAAUCUAAAUGACCUUGUUCGUGGUUUGCGAAACAAUAAAAGCAGAGAGCCACAAUUUAUUGCAGAAUGUUUGGAUGAGAUAAAAAACGAGCUUCGGCAAGAGAACAUGGCUUUAAAAGCCAUUGCUGUUUUAAAAUUAUCCUAUAUUCAAAUGUUGGGUUAUGACAUUUCAUGGGCUGCAUUUAAUAUCAUUGAAGUGAUGAGUUCACCGAAGUUUACACAUAAGCGAAUAGCAUACAUGGCAGCAUCACAAAGUUUCCACUCUGAGCUUGAUGUACUUAUGUUGGCCACAAAUUUGAUAAAAAAGGACAUGAACAGUCAGAACCAAUAUGAUGCAGGAUCAGCCAUGGUUGGUUUAUCAUGUUUUGUUUCGCCAGACCUUGCUAGGGAUUUGGCCAAUGACAUCAUGAGUAUGAUGGUAUCGUCAAAGCCAUAUAUCAGGAAACGAGCAGUUUUGCUGAUGUAUAAAAUUUUUCUAAACUUUCCAGAGUCUUUAAGACCUGCUUUUCCUCGUUUAAAAGAAAGACUAGAGGAUCCAGAUACAGGUGUACAAUGUGCGGCAGUCAAUGUUAUAUGUGAAUUAGCACGAAAGAAUCCGAAAAAUUAUCUUGCGCUUGCUCCUUUGUUUUUCAAAUUGAUGACCACAUCUUCCAAUAACUGGAUGUUGAUAAAGAUUAUUAAAUUGUUUGGUGCUUUAUGUCCUCUUGAACCUCGACUUGGGAAGAAAUUACUCGAACCACUUACUAGUCUUAUACACAGAUCUUGCUCAGACAUCAAGACUUGUCGACGUGAACGAGACUUCGUAAUGGCUGCUAAAAAAGUACUAGACACACAAAUUAAAACAGUUAACGGUGACAUCGAACAACCUACACGUAGAUUUAGGUCUGAAAGUGAUGGUGUAAAAUUCAGUCACUCAGGAAUAAGUACGUCGGCCAUGUCAUUAUUGUACGAAUGCAUCAAUACAGUUAUUGCAGGUCUUCCUGAUCAUCCACAGUCAAUUCAGUUAUGUGCAUCCAAACUCCGGCUAUUGAUUGAGGAUCCUGACCAAAAUUUGAAAUAUCUCGGUUUGCUUUUGCUGAAUAAAAUAUUAAAGUGUCAACCGAAAUUGGUGCUUGGUCAAAAAGAUUUAAUAUUGCGAUGUUUGGAUGACAAAGACGAAUCCAUUCGAUUCCGAGCGCUUGAUUUAAUUGCUGGCAUGAUCACAAAGAAAUCUUUGGUUGAUAUCGUGAAAAAACUGAUGCAACACAUCGAGAAAACUGAAGGUACAACGUAUCGAGACGAACUUGUCUCAAAAAUCAUUCAAGUGUGCAGUCAAUCAAAUUAUCAGUUCAUCACGAAUUUUGAAUGGUAUAUAGAUGUGUUGCUCCAACUGAGCAAUGUGGAAGGUACAAAGCAUGGUAAACUCAUCGCCAAUCAAAUGUUGGAUAUCGCAAUACGUGUCAAAGCAAUUCGAAAAUAUGCUGUUCCAGUUUUUGCGUCAUUGCUAGGAAAGACAUCUUUGUUGACAGGAAAUAGAGAUAAAAACACUUCGUGUGAAGUUUUAUUUGCAGCGGCUUGGGUAGCUGGAGAGUUUGCUGAGCAUAUUUCUGAUAUUCAUGGUGUUAUUGACUGUCUUGUCCAUCCACGUGUGACAUCACUACCCGCUCACAUACAGUGCGUGUACGUACAAGCGAUUGCGAAGAUGUUCUCUCGAGUGCUCACAAAAUCAGAAACAGAGGGAGAAGAUGAAGAAGAGGUUACUAACUUAAGUGAAAAACUGAUUACAUCAUUAACUGUGUUUACUCAAAGUUCAGAUCUUGAAGUUCAAGACAGAUCUUGCUGUGUUCUACAACUUAUUAAACUCGUCAUGAAAAUGAAAAAGGAAGGUGUGAGAUGUGCACAAGAUGUUAGCGCUUUGUUCGCCGAAGAGUUACUUCCAGUCGCACCGACAGCACAGAAGAAGGUGCCUGUACCAGAAGGGCUUGAUCUGGAUAAAUGGAUAAACGAGCCUCCAUCUGAGAGCGAGGAAAGUGAUGAAGAAGACGAAAAACCCUUCUUCACCGAUGAGAAAAACAAUUCAUCUAGUUACCAACAGAGUAGUGAGAAACAUGUUGAACUAGAUGCUGACGAACUAGAAAAGCAAAGAGAAAUACGAAGAAUGUUCCAGGAAAGCAAUCCGCAUUAUUUAAAGAUGGACACUCCAAAGAAAAAGGAUAAUAUUGAUGUUGAUGACAUUCCUGUCAAAGAAUUGGACACGUCUAUUUCGUUGAAACUUGAUUAUGAAUCAACAACAACAAAGAAGAAGGGGAAAAAGAAAGGAAAAAAAGGGAAGAAAGGACGAAAAGAAAGUGAAAGCGAGGAUGAGCCAGGGCCUGCGUACGAAGUUGCACCUGUUGUUGAUUUAGGAGGAGAUGUUACAGUAACUGAACAAAACGACAAUGGUGAUCCUCAUUCUUUGCUUAAUGUUGACCUCGAUACUCCACUUGGUGAUCACGAGAUGAUUCCGGUGCAGCAACAUCGUGUCGUGCAAGAGAAAACAAAAAGUGAGAAACCCAAGAAAAAGAAGAGUAAAAAGGGAAAAGAAGAGAAAGAAACAACUAAAAAGAAACGUUCGAAAUCACGUGGUGAAUCUGUAGAAAAUGUGGAGAAACCAACAACGACAACAAAGAAAGAAAAAACGCACAAGAAAACAAAGAAAAGAAAUAAAGAGAAGGACCAAACCGAAGCAGAGAAGAAAGCCACAUUGCUUGCACAAGCAUCGGAAUAUACAAAAGAAGUCAAAAAAGAUGAUGAUAUGGACUUUUGGCUAUCACCUGCAAAAUCACCAGAGGAAACACCAGAGGAGGAGUCUGCUGCUGCUGAUAUUAAAGAAGUACCUGCGAAAGAACCAAUUAAAACAGAGAAUGAAAAGAAAACAAAAAAGAAAAGCAAAGAAAAAGGUACGAAGGAAAAGAAGAAGAAAACUAAAAAACAACCCGAAGAAGUGCAACCUGUUGAAGACACUCCUCCUGUGGAUGCAAUGAUGUUAGAUAUCGAUGAUGUACAAAAAGCUGAUCCGUGGUCACACUAUGAUAUUCUCUGUGAAGAUAAAAACCUCAAAAUGUUAUACGAAAUUCGACCGGAUCCUAUGCAAAGCAAGCAAGUCGUUGCAUCAAUUAUAUUUAAAAAUUUAACAUCACAUCACAUACAGAAAUUGGAAUUUAACGUUUUGGAUUCUCUCAGCAUGAAAUUAGUACGACAGAUAGGUGCAUCAUCGCACGAUCCUGUGCUUGUCCCCUUUCAAUUAUUGCCAGAGAUGACAAAUGAGGGGCAAUUUGCUUUUACGGUGGAGAGCUGUGUUAUGUCGCAGCAUUUACGUGGAACUCUUACUUAUAUCGUCAAGGAAUCUGAUGGUAGUACCAGUGAAAAAUUGGAUUUUAAAAUUUUAUUUCCUGUACAUGCAUAUAUCCUUCCGCAGCCAAUCUCAACUCAAGAAUUUACUUCAUUGCUAGCUGGUGGUGAUUUGACGCAAAAACAAUCAUUAAAGAUCCCACUAUCAGAAGAGAGAGAAUUGCAAGACAUUGUGAAAAAUAUAUGCACAAAACUACGUUUAGUUGUGGUUGAACAUAUAGAUCACGGCGCUUCCUUAUAUGGUAUGACUAUCUUGCAACAUCCUGUUUGCUUGCUGGUUAAAAAAAUGAACGAUCCAGCUAUUACAGUAGAUGCGAAAAGUACAGACUUCCAACUGUUGUCUUCAGUGUUGAAAGAACUGAAGGAGAUCGUGGAAUCGUUGUGAAAGGUGAUGACGUCAUCACAAUUUAUUUUUAAUGUGAAAAUUUUAUUUUGCUAAAUUAGUAUCUACUUUGUUAAAUUAUAAUUCUGUGAAUGUUUUGUGGAAAAACGGGGUUUAAUUUAGUUUCGGGUUAAUAUCUUUUUCUCCAGGUUGGCCAUCAAUCAACAAAAAAUAUCUUAAAAUAUUUACAUUUUUUAUAGUGGAUGCUUAUAAAUGCUGAAUGUUGACACGAUUUUUAUUUAAGUUUAAAUAAAUUUUCAAAUCUCGAUACACACAAACACGUGGUCGAAAUGAAAAUUAUUUCUUUCUUGUGCUUACAAAUAUUUUCUGUGUGCUUGCUAACUUGACGACUUUGAUGAUGUUUUUUUUUUCGAGUUUCAAACGGAAUUAAUGUAAACGAAUAUUUUGGAUUUAAAAUAAACAUUUGUAUACAACUCUUGUCGCCAUUAUUAGAAUACCGCAACAUUGAUAUUUUACAGAAUAGAUGAUAUAUCAUCCGUUG
Molecule: messenger RNA, 4337 nt
Organism: Hydractinia symbiolongicarpus
Lineage: Eukaryota; Metazoa; Cnidaria; Hydrozoa; Anthoathecata; Hydractiniidae
Product: AP-3 complex subunit delta-1-like
Exons: 43
Coding region: 74-3838 (1254 amino acids)
Biological process (GO): Golgi to vacuole transport; protein targeting to vacuole
Cellular component (GO): AP-3 adaptor complex; endosome membrane; membrane coat
Source: RefSeq, a predicted model, not a curated record